Molecule: messenger RNA, 9097 nt
Organism: Coregonus sp. 'balchen'
Lineage: Eukaryota; Metazoa; Chordata; Actinopteri; Salmoniformes; Salmonidae
Source: the annotation of a GenBank genome assembly
GGCAAAAACCCAUAAAUCAUAGGCUAUGUGAGAACAAAUUUAUAGACAGAGCAUAGGCGCGCUGUAAACUUCCCUCAUUCCCACUCACUUGAAAUACGGCGCAGCAGAGCAGCAGGGCAGUGCUGUGGUCUCGCUCGAUCUUUUGGGAAAAUAAAAGAUGGUAUCACCUCUAACUCGUCUGCUGCUCCUCACAUGCGUGAUUCUACCUUUCCAUGGAGCAGAGAAAUUGAGAAAAGGACUUGACAGGAAGGAUGUUGAAUACGAAAAGGUAAAAAAACUAUCUCAAAUAUACUAUUUUGGGUUAAAGCUGCACAGUCCUCAAACCGCCGAAAACUAGCGAAUCUCAUCCUGAUUCAUUUAACAUUUAACCAAUGUUUAAGCCUUUAAUUGUUGCAAUUUUUUUCAUUAUUUCCCCCUUUAAAAUAUCAAAACGUUUUUUUAAAAGAUAUUUGCUUUUGAGUGAUUUUCAGUUCUAUACCUACUACCAUCAUUUUGAAUGGGCUAUGGAUGAUCGGUGCCACGUUGACCAGUGGCCACUCGCAAAUGUUCUUUCAAUAUUAUAUAGCAUAUUGGACAUAACUGAUGCAAACAAGAAGUUGGCAAAGGUCCAGCAUGCAGCAGAAUAACAAAGACCCAGACAGAAGUCAUGAGGGGUCUGGCUGGUUCAUUGUUUGUUCACUGGGCACAGACGUCUGUUCAACGUCUAGUUUUGAUUGACAUUUGGUUGAGUUGUCAACUAACGUGAAUUCAACAAAAAAUGGCACCAUGUCAUUUGAUUUAGGUUAAAAAAUUGGUGAAAAAAAGACGAAAUGCCCUUAAGUUGAUAACUUUUUGCAAAUCCAAUUAGUUUUCCACGUUGAUUCAACUCAUCACAUAGAUUUUGGGGGGUUGAAAUGACGUGGAAACGACGUUGUUUCAACUAGUUUUUGUUGCUUUUGUGUAGGCCUAGUGUAUAAAUCUGACCAGCAGUAUAGGACUGCAUGGUAAUAACUGAGUAAUGUGAUAUGAUGAACAGCAUCUUGUUAUUAUCUGUCUAGUGUACUGGAAACGAUGCAGACAAACCAAACUGCACCAGAAUCUCUGCUGAAUCCGAUUCAAGAUCCUCUUAUUUGAACAACAUGGUAAUAAUCUCAUCCUUUCCAGAGCAUAUAGCUUUUUGGUUGCCACUGUACUGUGUAUUCUGUAUGUCUUUAGCAGCAUGCUCUCACCCUGGCUUGAAGUCUGCUCACUGUUUGCUGAGAGGACAUCACUUUUUUUCUCUAUAUUGGGUCUUCUUCUUGUCCAGCUCCUGUGAAAAGUUUUGAUCUGUGUCCAAGCUUAAUGUAUGGUGUGUUGGGGAUUUCUCAAUGUUGGUCCAUAGUUGCAAUAACAGUCACUUUCUCUGUUAUCACAGCAGUAGUAUGUUUGUCUGUGUAAAGUAUAAACACUGUAUAUUAUACAGUUGGCUACUGCAGUUUGUUCAGCACGUUUCGGAUUAGUUAAUAGGAAAGUCAGCUGUGUAGCUGAGCAGAACAGAGGUUCCUUUCAUGGCUUUUGAAUUCUCUCCAGAAACAAAUCAAACCCUAAUAAAUGUCAUUCAAUCAACUGUGGUCUUAUAAUGAUGUUGGAUCCAGUACUGUAUGGCUCAGUUGAUAGAGCAUUGCGCUUGUAAUGCCAGGAUUGUGGGUUGGAGUCCCGGGACCACCCAUAUGUAAAAAUGUAUGGAUAAAAGUGUCUGCUAAAUGGCAUAUAUUAGUAAAGGAUAAUAACCACAUUCAAAUCUAUGUAUAGUCUCAGAGGCAUUUACAUAUUGUUACUUAUAGGCUACUGUAUUAUGUAUCCCAAAUCCCAAGCAUGUGCUUAAGUGCUUUUAUAGGAGAAUACAAUCUGUCAUUUCAACAGCAUGACCCUGGCACUUUGUUUGGUAAGAUGAGGGACCCUGAUACAUCACUACCCCAGUCAGAGCAGACCCCUAGGUGGUUCCACCAUAGUCACUUAAUGGCAAAAACAGACCUGGGCCCGGUUUUCUGACAGCGAUAGAACGUAGGCCUGCGAAUGUUUUAACGAUGCAUCUUUCCUACAAAGGCCGAAAUGUAAUAUGCGUUUCCCAAAACACCAUGCAGAGAGAACGGUUGCUAAGCGCAUCGUCGAAGCAUGUGUUGAUACUGAUAGGAUCGAAAGAAAGCAAGUGCUGCUCUCGGAUCAGCUUUCUCCAUACAAAUCUUUCCUUAACAUUAUAAUUAUUUCACAAUACUGACGACGGAUCAGCUCCUAGAGUGAUAUUCCCACCUAUGGCUGCAAAUAUUAAGGUGGCUUAUUGUAAUUAUAAAAUUGCACUAAAUCACAGAUUUGGCACAUCAUUGUGCACAUGUUAGGCUACACAUCAUAUCAUAAAAGAUGUUGAGACAAAUUAAAGACAGUUGCCUACAAGUAGCAAAAUAGAAUUCAAUUGAUUGAACAUGAAAUGUAUUUCAAUAUGAUUGAAAUAGGCCUAUAGCUUACUGUUUAUAUUUGAAUGCAGUCAUCUCUCAUUUUAAACAUAUUUUUAUACUAGCUUGUUUGUAUCAAUUGCAAAGACAUUGGCAACUUUGUAUUUCUAGUCAACUUUGUUCUGAAGUUAUCAUGCUCACAGAAACAGAUGUGAUUCUAUGUUUAGCGGAGAUCUUCUGUGUAUAAAGUGACGUGGGAGGGCAAAAAAGCAUCUAACGACGCACUUAGCUGUUCUACGAGUGGUCUGAGCCAGGCGUAAGAUUUCGAGCGUUUUCAAGUGCAACGUUAAUAACGAUGGUUUUGGGAAACAGCUCGGACAUUUAACGAUGCUCCUACGAAGGUUCUAACGAUGAACUUAGCCUUAAGAUGAUUUUGGGAAACUGGGCCCAGGGCUCCUCAGGCCUGGUAUAUUGCUCAGUAUACCAUUUGUGUCUCGACAGCUGGAAUUUAAAUACUGCAUGUAAUUCCAUAGCCUACCCCAUUUUAUAUUUGAUUUUGGCAUUCCUGAAAUGCUCAUUGUCUAAAAGAUGUAAAAUGAACAAUAUCAGCUCAAGUUAGAACAAGUUCUUGAAAUAACCAGUUCAUUGUAAUAUAAGCUGAAGUUGUCUUUGGUUUCUUUUUUGUUAUAGAAGACUCAGGCUUUGCACAGCACAGCUGCAUGACUAAUAAAAAGCGGACAUUUUCCUAGCCGAUUCUCAACGGUCACUAAUGACUCCAUUGAGCACUGGCUAACUUUUUCCUAUGUCCUUUUGUAUCCUUUGAGUGAAUGUUCUUGAUCUGAGAACAAGGCUACAUGAUUUAUUCUGAUACAAUGUGCUUAACUAAGAGUAUCACAAGUUUGUAUGUUAAAUAUUGGUCUCUAGGCCUAGUACAUCAGACUGAUUUCCCUCCAUUUACAUCUACUCAGUUGCAGAUUCACCAAGUAUAUCUAAGUAUGAGAGUCUUGUGAUAAGCAGUCAUGUUGGAGAAGCACGGUUUCUCUCUCAGUGUGUGGUAUGGUUACUUUGGCCAGCCAGCCUGUCUGUAUGUGUUUGAGUCAUUGUGAGUAAGAGGGAGUAUCCGUUUAAACAAAACAGAACUGGACAUUAAAUCAAGCUAGUCUGUCUGUCUGUCUCAAGUCACUGACUGACCACAAACACAGGAGCACAGAUUUACACUCUGAAUUCCUGAUGCAUUCACUCUAUCUCUCUCUCAUUCACUUCAUCUGGCCACAAAUGGCCCAGACAUCUGACAUCAUCUUUUGCACUUUUGUGAUUGGGAGUCAAGUCCCCUUGGGCACAAACUGGUUGAAUCAACGUUGUUUCCAAAUAAUUGAAACCAAAAAAAAUCAAUGUGAUGAAGUUAAAUCAAUGUGGAAAACUGAUUGGAUUUGCAAAAAGUCAUCAACGUAAAGGAAUUUCGGAAAUGUUUGUAUUUCUUUCACCCAACUUUUAACCUAAACCCAAUUACAAGGUUCACAUUUUUGUUGAUUUCAGGUUGAAUUUACAACUCAAUCAAUUGUAAAUGAAAACUAGACGUUGAACUGACGUCUGUGUCCACCAUUAUCCAUUACAGGUCUGGAUGUCCAUUGUCAUGAAUGUGGACACAUACAUUUGAUGUAGUCCAUAUGAUGCUUAGAUGACAAUCUGGUAUAUCUUAACACUAGGUGGUAUGUUAUUAGUGUGGUUACUAGAACAGUCUGUCUCUCCCUCGUGUUCCCCAUUAUAACAGUGUCUCUCUCUCUCCCUCCAUCUCUUCCUCUCCCCCUCUCCCUCUCAUUCUCCAGUACAACAGCUGCCCCCAGGGUCCGGCUGGCACCCCGGGCAGGGAGGGUAACCCUGGCACCAAUGGCAUCCCUGGGACCCCUGGCAUCCCGGGGCGCGAUGGCAUCAAGGGGGAGAAAGGAGAGUGUGUGAGUGAGGUGUUUGAGGAGCCCUGGAAACCCAACUACAAGCAGUGUGCCUGGAACUCACUCAACUAUGGGAUCGACCUGGGCAAGAUAGCUGUAAGUGGCUGGCAAUGCUCACCAGACAGGAUCUGGGGCACUGAGUAAUAUGGUUACAUCAGCAUUAUUACUAUAUUGAUCAUCCAUAAUAAGGUUGAUUGUGUUCGUUUAGAGAAAAGUAUUCGUUAACAUGUUCUUUUAAUUUUCUCUUAAGCCUCUGUACUAACAGUGUAAUUACUAGUAACAACAUUGUAUUAUUCACACUGAAUUGAAAUGAGACAUGAAUACAAAACAUAAAACAUUGAAGAUGCUAUCAUUGGAUGCUAUUGUUAGGAUUUCCUCUCCACCUCUUGUGUCUCCCCUGUAGGACUGUACAUUCACCAAGCUGCGUUCAGACAGUGCCCUGCGUGUGCUCUUCAGCGGCUCCCUGAGGCUGAAGUGUAAGACAGCCUGCUGCCAGCGUUGGUACUUCACCUUCAACGGAGCUGAGUGUACAGGACCUCUGCCCAUCGAGUUCAUCAUCUACCUCGACCAAGGCAGCCCUGAGCUCAACUCCACCAUCAACAUACACAGAACCUCAUCUGGUAAGAAAUUAUACCAUCAACACGCACAGCUCAUCCGGUAAGCGGAACGUAGCUGAACUGAGCUAGUGUAGCUAGUGGGAGCCAUUUGUUGGUGGUGGUAUUUUGCUUAUAUAUCUCAAAUGCGAAAUCUAUUGUAGCCUUGAAAUAUUAAUAAUAUAUCUACUAUUGCUGUUUAAAUUCUACUGUGAAGCAAGACAUUUGACAUAUGCAUACCCACUUCAUGCUGUUUUUUUUUCUUUCUUAAGCUGCCAAGUUCACCAGUGUAGAAAGACCAAAACAAAGCAAUUAAAAGGCCUCGUCUUGGCACACAUACGGUAGUGUGAGUGUACAAUGUAACUCAGGAAGUUGUCUUGUAAAUAAACCUCAAUGACCUUAGUAUUUUUCGCAGUGACACUUAAACUUAAGUUGCCCUUAUACCUACAGUGAGGGAAAAAAGUAUUUGAUCCCCUGCUGAUUUUGUACGUUUGCCCACUGACAAAGAAAUGAUCAGUCUAUAAUUUUAAUGGUAGGUUUAUUUGAACAGUGAGAGACAGAAUAACAACAACAAAAUCCAGAAAAACGCAUGUCAAAAAUGUUAUAAAUUGAUAUGCAUUUUAAUGAGGGAAAUAAGUAUUUGACCCCCUCUCAAUCAGAAAGAUUUCUGGCUCCCAGGUGUCUUUUAUACAGGUAACGAGCUGAGAUUAGGAGCACACUCUUAAAGGGAGUGCUCCUAAUCUCAGUUUGUUACCUGUAUAAAAGACACCUGUCCACAGAAGCAAUCAAUCAGUCAGAUUCCAAACUCUUUAACCAUGGCCAAGACCAAAGAGCUCUCCAAGGAUGUCAGGGACAAGAUUGUAGACCUACACAAGGCUGGAACGGGCUACAAGACCAUCGGCAAGCAACUUGGUGAGAAGGUGACAACAGUUGAUGCGAUUAUUCGCAAAUGGAAGAAACACAAAAUAACUGUCAAUCUCCCUCGGCCUGGGGCUCCAUGCAAGUUCUCACCUCGUGGAGUUGCAAUGAUCAUGAGAACGGUGAGGAAUCAGCCCAGAACUACACGGGAGGAUCUUGUCAAUGAUCUCAAGGUAGCUGGGACCAUAGUCACCAAGAAAACAAUUGGUAACACACUACGCCGUGAAGGACUGAAAUCCUGCAGCGCCCGCAAGGUCCCCCUGCUCAAGAAAGCACAUAUACAGGCCCGUCUGAAGUUUGCCAAUGAACAUCUGAAUGAUUCAGAGGAGAACUGGGUGAAAGUGUUGUGGUCAGAUGAGACCAAAAUGGAGCUCUUUGGCAUCAACUCAACUCGCCGUGUUUGGAGGAGGAGGAAUGCUGCCUAUGACCCCAAGAACACCAUCCCCACCGUCAAACAUGGAGGUGGAAACAUUAUGCUUUGGGGGUGUUUUUCUGCUAUGGGGACAGGACAACUUCACCGCAUCAAAGGGACGAUGGACGGGGCCAUGUACCGUCAAAUCUUGGGUGAGAACCUCCUUCCCUCAGCCAGGGCAUUGAAAAUGGGUCGUGGAUGGGUAUUCCAGCAUGACAAUGACCCAAAACACACGGCCAAGGCAACAAAGGAGUGGCUCAAGAAGAAGCACAUUAAGGUCCUGGAGUGGCCUAGCCAGUCUCCAGACCUUAAUCUCAUAGAAAAUCUGUGGAGGGAGCUGAAGGUUCGAGUUGCCAAACGUCAGCCUCGAAACCUUAAUGACUUGGAGAAGAUCUGCAAAGAGGAGUGGGACAAAAUCCCUCCUGAGAUGUGUGCAAACCUGGUGGCCAACUACAAGAAACGUCUGACCUCUGUGAUUGCCAACAAGGGUUUUGCCACCAAGUACUAAGUCAUGUUUUGCAGAGGGGUCAAAUACUUAUUUCCCUCAUUAACAUUUAUAUUAACAUUUUCGUCAUUUAGCAGACGCUCUUAUCCAGAGCGACUUACAAAUUGGUGCAUUCACCUUAUGAUAGCCAGUGGGACAACCACUUUACAAAUUAUUAUUUUAUUUUAUUUUUUCCUUUUUUUGGGGGGGGUGGGGGGGUGGGGUAAGGGGGGGUAGAAGGAUUACUUUAUCCUAUCCCAGGUAUUCCUUAAAGAGGUGGGGUUUCAAGUGUCUCCGGAAGGUGGUGAGUGACUCCGCUGUCCUGGCGUCGUGAGGGAGCUUGUUCCACCAUUGGGGUGCCAGAGCAGCGAACAGUUUUGACUGGGCUGAGCAGGAACUGUGCUUCCGCAGAGGUAGGGGAGCCAGCAGGCCAGAGGUGGAUGAACGCAAUGCCCUCGUUUGGGUGUAGGGACUGAUCAGAGCCUGAAGGUACGGAGGUGCCGUUCCCCUCACAGCUCCGUAGGCAAGCACCAUGGUCUUGUAGCAGAUGCGAGCUUCAACUGGAAGCCAGUGGAGUGUGCGGAGGAGCGGGGUGACGUGAGAGAACAUGGGAAGGUUGAACACCAGACGGGCUGCGGUGUUCUGGAUGAGUUGUAGGGGUUUAAUGGCACAGGCAGGGAGCCCAGCCAACAGCGAGUUGCAGUAAUCCAGACGGGAGAUGACAAGUGCCUGGAUUAGGACCUGUGCCGCUUCCUGUGUAAGGCAGGGUCGUACUCUGCAAAUGUUGUAGAGCAUGAACCUACAGGAUUGGGUCACCGCCUUGAUGUUAGCGGAGAACGACAGGGUGUUGUCCAGGGUCAAGCCAAGGCACUUUGCACUCUGGGAGGAGGACACAACAGAGUUGUCAACCGUGAUGGCGAGAUCAUGGAACGGGCAGUCCUUCCCCGGGAGGAAGAGCAGCUCCGUCUUGCCAAGGUUCAGCUUGAGGUGGUGAUCCGUCAUCCACACUGAUAUGUCUGCCAGACAUGCAGAGAUGCGAUUCGCCACCUGGUUAUCAGAAGGGGGAAAGGAGAAGAUUAUUUGUGUGUCGUCUGCGUAGCAAUGAUAGGAGAGGCCAUGUGAGGAUAUGACAGAGCCAAGUGACUUGGUGUAUAGCAAGAAUAGGAGAGGGCCUAGAACUGAGCCCUGGGGGACACCAGUGGUGAGAGCACGUGGUGCGGAGACAGAUUCUCGCCACGCCACCUGGUAGGAGCGACCUGUCAGGUAGGACACAAUCCAAGAGUGAGCCGCGCCGGAGAUGCCCAACUCGGAGAGGGUAGAGAGGAGGAUCUGAUGGUUCACAGUAUCAAAGGCAGCAGAUAGGUCUAGAAGGACGAGAGCAGAGGAGAGAGAGUUAGCUUUAGCAGUGCGGAGAGCCUCCGUGACAUAGAGAAGAGCAGUCUCAGUUGAAUGACCAGUCUUGAAACCUGACUGGUUUGGAUCAAGAAGGUAAUUCUGAGAGAGAUAGCAAGAGAGUUGGCUAAAGAUGGCUCGCUCAAGAGUUUUGGAGAGAAAAGAAAGAAGGGAUACUGGUCUGUAGUUGUUGACAUUAAAAUUCAAAUCAAUUUAUAACAUCUCUGGAUUUUUUUGUUGUUAUUCUGUCUCUCACUGUUCAAAUAAACCUACCAUUAAAAUUAUAGACUGAUCAUGUCUUUGUCAGUGGGCAAACAUACAAAAUCAGCAGGGGAUCAAAUACUUUUCCCCCUCACUGUAUUUAACUAUGCAUUAAUGACUGUCGAAACAACACUGUGUUAACAGUCGUUAGAGUAACUUCUCUUCUUGUCUUGUCCCAGUUGAAGGGUUGUGUGAGGGGAUCCGGGCAGGCCUGGUGGACGUGGCUAUCUGGGUGGGGACCUGUGCUGACUACCCCCGAGGAGACGCAUCUACAGGGUGGAACUCCGUAUCCAGGGUAUUCAUAGAGGAGCUGCCCAAAUGAGGCCGUCUUUAUUAAGUGAUGGGACCAGGCAAAAUAGAGAAAGAACCCCUAACAAUCCUUCUGAAGGCUUUGACUACAUAUCAGUUUUGUUUCUGGAUGGGUUCCUAGUCUAUGACAAUGUCCUCUGGCCAAUCAGACAACUUCAGUUGUGGCUAAAUACAGUAUCACUGAUGUUCACUUGAAUGUUUUGUACUACAGAAGGUAGGGUCUAGUAUAUUGAACACCUGAAAUUAGAUUUAUUCCUCAUUAGUCCCAUUUCUGUUUAAUAAAGCAAGAUUUUGUCUGAUCUUGUAAUCUGCUGAAGUCUUACAUUUUUAAACGAAUUACUGUCAAUAAAGUAAUCUUUUGUAUGAAUCAA